GCGCCCGUGACGUCAUUGAGGCGUCCCAGUCGGGCUGACGAUCACACUUCGGCACGGAAAGCAGGCGACAACAAGCGGUCUCCCAAACAUGGCUUUGAACCGGAAUCAUUCGCAGAACGGUGGCGUUCUGGUCAGCAACGGAGAAAGUGUUCUACGGGAAUGUAAGAACGUGGAGCUGUCAUUCAGCGAUGUCACCGGCAAGACGGAACUGCUCAGGGGGACGAAGAAGGGCACCAUUUACCUCACACCAUACAGGUUGUUGUUUGUGUCAAGUAACACCAAGGACUGCUUGGGUUCAGCCAUGUUCCCCUAUUACCUGAUGAAGGGCUGCAGCAUUGAGCAGCCUGUCUUUGCAGCAAACUACAUUAAAGGGAGCGUGUCAGCUGAGCCUGAUGGUGGCUGGGAUGGCCAGGCCCAUUUCAAGAUGUCCUUCCCCAGUGGAGGAGCCAUAGAAGUGGGACAGCAUCUCUUCAAACUGGCCACAAAUGCUUCUCGCACUACUCCUGCACAAAACGGGGCUGCCUCUUACGGCUACCCUUCUCCUGGGAUGAUGAAUGGGUACGGCCCACCUCAAUCGGCUCCUCCUGCAUAUCCUUACCCAUCCCCCCAGCAGAAUGGGUUCUACCCGGGCCCUACCCCUGCUGCUGGAAACGUGGGCUACCCCCAUCCAACAGCUGCUGCAGGAAUGUACCCAUCCGGAUUUGACUACAUGGCGCCACCUCCCCCCUACCCAGGGCCCCCCCAAAAUUGGGCUGCACCUCCCCAGAACUGGACAGCAACACCAACACCACCUCCAGGUAACUCCAAGGCGGCCGAAGCAGCUGGCAAUGCGUAUUACAAUCCCAGCAAUCCACACAAUGUCUACAUGCCCAUGGAGCGGCCUCCACCAUAUGCACCUUUUCCAAACUCUCCUGAGAAGAAAAGUAACUGAAGCUCGCCCACCGUCACUUCAACAACACUCCUCCCUCUUCCUCUGUGUCUUUAAUGAAUUCUAAAGUAGAGUAAUGUCGGAGGAUACAGUACUUAUUCCGUAGUAAGUACAGAAAAGGAAAAUGUUACGGAGGGUUCAAAGAUGUCCGUGAUAAUUCACCACUGAAUUAAUGAUCUUUUGGAGACAGGAAUAACAUACCCGGCAGUUUCAUCUUUUAAAUUCUGUUUUUUGCUUAUACUUAAGUUCAUUUAAGAGGGUGGACAACUUGUAACUCUAGCUAGACUCAUCAUAAUUAACAUUCUCAAUGAUUUAUUUCUGUCUAAUUCUCUAGCACGUAGGUAAGGACACCUAAACUGUCCUUGUGGAGAGCUGACAGGAGAAGGCACUAUGCGGAAUGUAUUUCUGACCGAUUAAAUACCAAAACAUAUUCUGACCAUUUCUUGAUUGCAGUUCCUGUAGUUCUUAACAAUAGCCACUCUUACUAUAAAAGGUUCAGUAUUUUUGCAGUAUUGUUGAAGGUGCCGUGUGUGUGUGUGUGUUUCCUAUACAGCUAUACAAGAGGCGAGCAGGUCCGUAUUUAAAACAAACAAACAAACAAAAAAAUUCAAAAGAGAAGCAGACUGGGUUGAAUUGUGUUUAGUGAUACAGUAUCUGACUGAUCUCAUACUAGGACGAACAGGAAUGGCCAGUUCAGGUUUCCCUGACAUGAGGCCAGUGUGACCCUAAACUGCAUCACUUACAUUACAGUCCAAGUGAUUCCAUUCAUCGUGUGACCCGAAUCCCCAUCACAACACAUUAUAUAGUCGAGGUUCUUGUAAUGAAAAAAGGAGCUGUGCAUUGUUUGAAAAAGGGGAUCAGGAUGAUGUAUGUGCAAUAAUUGAACCUCUAGUAACAUGGUUAAAGGAGUCACGCUGGGGCUCACCCGGGUGACCCGUGCUCGCAUGCUACAGCAGCCUCUAGUAUAUUCAUGUAUGCAACGGCGAGCUGAAACCAGAACUCCACCCUCUGAUAAUUACGUUGGUGUGGGGUUACAGGGCCACGGCAUUCUGCUAAGGGCCCUUAGUGUUUGACCUGCUGUUGAAACAAAGCAUUCAUUCCUGAUUAAAGGGGGCCGGGGAAUCGCAGCAGUUUACAACUGUUUUGAAGGACUAUUUGCACACAGCGGACGUGGAUAUAGAAUCUUUUAUUUUGUUCUCGGUUUGCUUGAAUUAAUAAGAUGUCUGUAUAUUAAUAUCUCUUUUGCUGUUCCCAUUCCUUUUGCUGAAUUUUGUCUGUCAAAUCUAAUAAAUUAAUCAUUUAUGGAAAUAUGA
Messenger RNA from Gasterosteus aculeatus aculeatus (three-spined stickleback), 2241 nucleotides. RefSeq names its product WBP2 N-terminal like (gene wbp2nl). The record is from RefSeq and is a predicted model, not a curated record. Gene Ontology annotation, cellular component: nucleus. Lineage: Eukaryota; Metazoa; Chordata; Actinopteri; Perciformes; Gasterosteidae. Gene Ontology annotation, biological process: positive regulation of DNA-templated transcription. Gene Ontology annotation, molecular function: transcription coactivator activity; chromatin DNA binding.